AUGCACACCAUUUUGGCUGUUCUGGUUCUUACUGUGGCCACAUCUUCUGGAUUACACUUUGGAUUCCCAACUCCAAUUUCUCCUGGAAUCCGGACAGGAGUUUCACCUCCGUUCUCUUCUUGUCGAGUUGCCACUUCUGGAAGGGAUGCUGUCCAAAUUUUAUCCGAAAAUAACCAUUUUUCGGUUCUCCAAAACAUCGAAAAUUCCAAAAUCGAAGAGAAGAGAGAAGAAGCGAAGCUCCGUCGAUCCCUGGAAGAAACUGUGGAGUUUUAUGACAACAACCGUAUUGAGGAGUGUCUUAUGGAGUAUUUUGAAGAAAGAGAAAAUUGGAAUCAGGUUCCGGAUGAAAAUCAAAACUAUCUAGCCCCAAUUAUGACACUGGAGCAUGUUCGCAUGGUCUAA
This is a messenger RNA of Caenorhabditis briggsae, 402 nucleotides long. Bases 1 to 402 code for a protein of 133 amino acids. The transcript has 3 exons. The record is from RefSeq and is a predicted model, not a curated record. Lineage: Eukaryota; Metazoa; Nematoda; Chromadorea; Rhabditida; Rhabditidae.